This is a messenger RNA of Patiria miniata (bat star), 2674 nucleotides long. Its product is annotated as E3 ubiquitin-protein ligase TRIM56-like. Gene Ontology annotation, molecular function: ubiquitin-protein transferase activity; zinc ion binding. Bases 121 to 2040 code for a protein of 639 amino acids. NCBI's taxonomy places the organism in Eukaryota, Metazoa, Echinodermata, Asteroidea, Valvatida, Asterinidae. Gene Ontology annotation, biological process: positive regulation of DNA-templated transcription. The record is from RefSeq and is a predicted model, not a curated record. The transcript has 3 exons. Gene Ontology annotation, cellular component: chromatin; nucleoplasm.
UCUACUUCCGCGUUGAUUGCUUCUUCGAGCCUGAAAAGUAACCAACCGAAAGAUUUGCUUCUUUCGACUCAACAGAAACAUCAUAAUCAUCCAAACCGGGAACGUUGGAUAAAUACAGAAAUGGCGACUGGACCUGCAGUAAGUUCAGCACUAGAGUCGAUCAGCAGACAUCAUCUUGAGUGCAGCAUAUGCCAAGAGAGAUACCAACAGCCCAAGAUACUGGAAUGCCUGCAUAGCUUUUGUGAGCAAUGUCUGCUGAAAUACUGCAGCACGAAGCACGAAGGCUCUACGGUGAUCCCUUGCCCCGUGUGUCGGCAAGAGACGAAACUUCCUGAGGUUGGGGUGCAGGGUCUGAAAACAAACUUCCAUCUGAUUGGUCUGGUCGAGGAGUUUGAACUGCAGGAAAAGUUGGUGUGUUCGGGUGACACAAAGCUGCUGUGUGAGACGUGUGAUGAUGAUAAUGAGGCAACACAUCGCUGUCUGGAUUGUGCACAGAAUAUCUGCUCUCGUUGUCGACGUACACAGCUGCGAAUCGCUGCUACAUCCAGCCACACGAUAGCAGCUUUGGAAGACAUUCGUGAGGGAAAGGUAAAAGUGACAAAGGAGAAGCCAGGACAACAUCCAAAAUGUCCAAUACAUGACGGCGAAGUGACAAGGUUCUUCUGUAAGACGUGUGAAACUUUGAUCUGCCGAGAUUGUACUGUAAUAAACCACCGUAUGCCAGAACACACAUAUAUUGAGAGAAAUGAGGCCACAUCGGUUUUCAAGCAGUCAUUGGCUGAACUGUUUUCUCCACUUGAAAACUCAUUGACGGAACUCCAGAAAUCACGAGAGAGAGUUUCAAAAAUAAGAGAAGAUUUGGGUGUCACAGUUAAGAGGGCCAUGACAGAAGUGCAGGACAGAGCAGCUGAGAUACGAGCACACGUAACAGCUCAAGAAAAUCGCAUCCUGGACGACAUUAAAAACAUCCAAACAGAUCGUGGACAAAAACUGGACGAAUAUGAGAAAACUAUGAGCUUGGCAGUGGAGAGAUUUCAGUAUUCACUUGACACAGCUAGAGAGGUGACAAAGACUGCAUCAGAUAGUGACUUUCUCUCACUCUAUGCCACAAUCAGUAAAGAUUUGAAAUUGUUGGCAGAUCAGAGUGUGCCUAGAGUUGACAACAGGCUUGCAUUUCUGAAGUUCAAGCAGAGUGAGGGUGUUGGUGGCAUCAGUCUGGGUCAGGUGGUGACGGAAGGCAAAUGGGAGCUGUCUCGGGAGUUUGGUAGACAGGGAAGCGGUCGACGAAUGUUUAAUGGGGCUUGGGGCAUAGCUGCUCGUCAACCUGAUGAGAUUGCAGUGACUGACUACUGGAAAAACCGAGUUGUGAUUUGCAGCAUCGAUGGCAACCAGAAAAGCACGAUCCCGAUGCAAGGACGUCCAUGUGGCAUCGCAGCUACACGCAGCGACAAUCGUUUGGUGGUUGUUGAGGAAGGAGCAUCCCAUGUAAAGGUGUUCAACAGCGACAACACGCUGGCAUACGAGUUCCCAACGGUGCCGCCGAGUGAGGUCGGUAAGACCACGGUUGACCUCCAGAGCGUAGCUGUCAAGAAUGAUGGUACCAUUGCAGUGGGAGAUGUGGCGAGGAUGGUAUUGACAGUGCACAGCCCCACUGAUGGUGAGCUCCUUCAUACCAUACCAGUCAAGAUUAAACCUUAUUUUCUGGCUUUUGACAGCAAUGAUCGAGUUAUAAUAAGUGGCCUUUCAUCACAGACAGUGGAUAUUGCCGGUGGCAAUGGUACUACAAAACGCACUAUCAAACCCACCAUCAAUGGUCAACCAGUGGAAUUCUGCAACGGUGUAUGCACUGAUAGCUCAGGUAUCUAUGUUGCAAUGCAAAACGGUGCCAACACGGGUCAUAUCCACCACUACGACCCUCAAGGUGGCUUCCUCCAGUGCAUCGCACAGGGUCUGCACAACCCGCGGGGUAUCACAUUCACAUCUGGUGGGCAGCUGGCAGUGGCUGACUGGACCUCAGUCAAAGUGUAUCACCAGGUGUGAUACAACAUUGUAAUCAGUCAUGUCAAUUUCGCAUCAUUUGAGGAAUGUUGAUAGAAAAAGUAAAGAGUGGUCCUAUCACAACAAUGAAUUAAAAGUUUUAGAAUAUUGAUACACCACGUAUUAUACAAAAAAAGUAUACGGUAUUGGAUUACAUGUACAUGUGUUGCCUGUAUUAUUUUGACUUUCUGAUCAAUCGGUCGAUUUUGUCCUCAAAAGUGGGCGGUUGAAGAUAUCUUGUCAAAAUGUCAUCAAGUAUAAUUAUAAUAAGUCACCUUUUCAGUUCAUUCAAAAGAAAAAAUAUAAAAUAAAAAAAGUAAAAAUUGAAUCAAAUCCGGUGAUGAUUUUUAAAAAGCGUUUAAAAAUCAAAUUAGGAAAAACCUAAAGGCAAAGAAGGUUUUUCAUUCAUGUAUAUUAACAUUCAUCCUCCGCUCAAGUACUAUAAGGAUAAAUAAAGUAAAACGCUAUUCAAGAGAAAACUUGAAAUACCACGAUUACAGUUUUGUUUUCAAUAUCAAUUUCUCUGUUACGUUAGAUGUAUUUCGUUUUUCAACAAACAAUAUACUGGUUCCGACAACUGAGGGUGUCAAUGUGAUAUGAAUACAAAUUGUAGCCCAUUGGCAAAAUUAUGUGCACA